This is a messenger RNA of Phlebotomus papatasi, 1581 nucleotides long. It is a transcript of the gene nmdyn-D7, whose product is annotated as nucleoside diphosphate kinase 7. Gene Ontology annotation, cellular component: centrosome. Bases 224 to 1309 code for a protein of 361 amino acids. Lineage: Eukaryota; Metazoa; Arthropoda; Insecta; Diptera; Psychodidae. The transcript is spliced from 4 exons. The record is from RefSeq and is a predicted model, not a curated record.
UUAAAAAAAAAGAAAUUUUAUUAGAAAUUAUUUUGGCGGGCAACAAAACAAAGCAAACUCGAAAGUAGAUACGGCAACACUUGGGAGAUGUACAAAAACGAUCCACGUGUUUUGUUUAUUUGGCAUAGCAUGCUUGGCAUUUCUUUUUCUGUUUCCAUGGAGAUGGCUUUGUCAGAAUCGCUUCCAAGGUGUUCGGAAAGGGGACAAAAAAUAUUACCUGAUCAUGUCAUUUGGUGUUCAAAGAAUGACUGCUGAAGAUCUUGAGAAAUUAAUUUUUAUUGCCCUCUGUGAAGCUGAUGGAGGUCUUGAGAGAAGAAUUUACCUUCAUUUCUAUCUUUAUGAUAAUUCUGUUGAAAUGAUUGAUGAGAAGACAAGGAAGCCGUUCUUAAGACGAACCAGAGUGGACAAACUCACAAAGAGGGACUUUUUUGUGGGUUCCAGGCUUCUAAUUUUUGGCAGGAAUAUCAAUAUAAUUGACUAUGGCGAUUGCAAAACCAGGAAAGAAUUGAGCCCUCGGAUGGAAAGAACUUUUCUGCUCUUGAAAAGCAAAUCUCUUCACAAACUUGGUGAAAUUUGGUGUGAGAUUGUAAAGGCAGAUUUUCAGGUGGUCAACUGCAAGAUGAUCAAACUGAGGCCAGAAGAUGCAGUAAAGAUUCACGGAAAUGAGACAGACUCCACAAGGCUCUCAGAGUUAAUCACCAGUAGCAUCGAGGGAGUUUCUGUUGCAAUGGAAAUCGUAGCUAGGAAUGCUGUUGAGAGAAUGAAGGAACUCUAUGAGGAGAACUUUCCGGAUUCACCCAUCUACUCUUCAUCUAGCACUGCCAAUGCUUCCAGGGACAUUGAAUACUUCUUUGGGGUGCAAAAUUUCUCUUCAACAGCCACUUUCUCAGACUCUACACUUGCUAUCCUGAAGCCUCAUGCUGUUCGUAGUGGGAAGACUGGAGAAAUUCUCAAGGAAAUCCUCGCCAGUGGACUUAGAGUGACUGCCAUGAAGAUGCUUCAUCUGGAUAGAAAAACUUGUGAAGAUUUCCUGAAGGUUUAUCGAGGAGUGGCUCCAGAGUACAAUCAAAUGCUACUGGAACUAUCCAGUGGUCCAUGCCUUGUACUGGAGAUUUCUCCAGGAAGUUCUGAGGAUGCUCACUCAUCUCUCAGACGCCUCUGUGGACCCUUUGAUUCAGAAAUUGGUCGCAAAUUUUAUCCCCAAAGCUUGAGAGCUAAAUAUGGAAUAGACAGAGCUCUCAAUGCCAUUCACUGUACAGAUUUACCAGAUGAUUGUGCGUCAGAAGUGGACUUUUUCUUCGGGCAGUAAUCGAUGGAGUUCACGUGCCAUUUUCCCAUACUUUUUUCCAGCAAUUUUCGUAUCCAUAAGCAUAUACAGGAGGCUCAUCAGUUCAAAGAUCUCAAUUGAUUAUUUUUAUUGCUGGUUUUCACGGCCAAAGAAAGGUCUCUUGUCAAUAUGAUUGUAUUUUCUGGACAAAAUGAUCAAUUUAAUAAAUUGUUUGUAGGAAAUUGGUAUUUGUUCACAAUUUUCUUGAUUAUCCUUGUACUCGAAAGUGAAAAUAUAAAAUAUGCAAAUGCAAA